This is a messenger RNA of Marasmius oreades (fairy-ring Marasmius), 1281 nucleotides long. RefSeq lists its product as uncharacterized. Gene Ontology annotation, cellular component: fungal-type vacuole membrane. The transcript has 6 exons. Bases 1 to 1281 code for a protein of 426 amino acids. Lineage: Eukaryota; Fungi; Basidiomycota; Agaricomycetes; Agaricales; Marasmiaceae. Gene Ontology annotation, molecular function: transmembrane transporter activity. Gene Ontology annotation, biological process: transmembrane transport. The record is from RefSeq and is a predicted model, not a curated record.
AUGAGUACGAAACCGACGCAACACGACGUGGAGAAAUGUGAAGAUGAAUUCGAAUUAUUACGUUCCAUCGAUGGUCCUUCUCUCCCUCAAAAGCCAGAAACCGCACUACACUACCUCGGACAUCACGGGCGAAAUUUCAAUUCCUCCAAUACCUCAUCAACCCACACGUCCUCACAAUCCAAUCCUUCUCCUCAUCCUCCUUCCCGUCAUCGUCAUGACCAUACUGCAUUUAACCGAAAAGCUCUCCUAACAACCCUUGGCGGGUUUCUUGCCCUCUUCAUCGGUUUCGGUCAAAUGAACGCUUUUGGAACGUUUCAAACCUACUACGCCAACCACCAACUCCACGCGUAUACACCUUCGAAGAUAAGUUGGAUAGGAUCGUUACAGUUGUGGGUUUUCUUCUUUUCGGGCUGGGGAAUAGGCUGGUUAUUUGACAUUCACGGUCCCACUCGACUUUUGUUUAUGGGAAAUCUGUGUUGUUGUCUCGGACUAUUGAUGAUGAGUUUUGCGACAAAGUAUUAUCAAUUGGUUCUUUGCCAGGGGGUGCUGUUUGGAUUUGGUGUAGGACUUUUGUUCUACCCGUCUUUAGCGAGCAUAUCAAGUCAUUUCAUGAAAUACCGAGCAACCGCUCUUGGCGUUGCCGCAGCAGGGUCAAGUCUAGGCGGAGUCAUAUUCCCUGUCAUUCUCCAACAGCUCUACAUAUCUGUCGGCUUCGGAUGGGCCGUCAGAAUCGUUGCGCUUAUCAGCGGAAUGUUGGGCUUGAUUUCCGUCUUGACAGUCACUACCGCCGCCACCGCAGCACCCACAUCAGCAAGCUCCGAUCCGAGACAUGAAAACGAGAACGACACACCCAUACCAAACCCACCACGCACGAACAGGACCGGAGAAGGAUGGUUGAGAUUAAUGAAAACAACGGGGCUAUUAACAUUGGCGUGCUGGUUGAAUGCGAGGAGUAUGUCGGGAGUGAUGGUAUAUACGGUUUUAUAUGGGUUCACGAGUGGGGCGUUUAUUGCGGUUAUUACACCUUGUGUGGUACAGAUUACGGAGGACAAAUCGGAAGUGGGGAGGAGGAUUGGGGGGUUGUAUAGUGUUAUUUCUAUCCCUGCUCUCAUCGGUACCCCAAUAGCCGGUGCUCUCCUUGGCACCCCAUCCUCAUCCUCAUUCGAUCCCCAUUCCUUCACGUUGCCCAUCGUGUUCUCAGGAACGACAGUCAUUGUUGGGUCAGUUUUCCUCUUGUUCGCCAAGUUGGCUGUUGAGCCCAAGAUGUUCGCCAGGGUAUGA